GGAGGAGCGCUGCUGCUGCUGCUGCUGCUGGUGCUUCUGCUGCUGGUCUGGGCUGCCUCUGCCGGGGCUCCCUCCGGGGCUCAGCAUGGCCAAGCACCACCGCACUCCCGCCCGCGCCUCCGAGCCCGUCAUCGAGGUCAAGAGCAAGUUUGAUGCCGAGUACCGUCGCUUUGCCAUGAAGCGCUCUGCUGUAGGUGGCUUCCAGGAAUUCUACCAGCUGAUUCAGAGAGUCCACCAGAUCCCCUGCGUGGAUGUCCUUCUUGGAUACACAGACAUCCAUGGUGACCUGCUGCCCAUCAACAAUGACGACAAUUACCACAAGGCACUGUCAUCGGCCAAUCCUUUGCUCCGGAUCAUCAUCCAGAAACGAGCAGAAGCCGACACCAGCGUCUUUGCCUCUAACUCUCUGCAGCGGAAGAAAAAGGGGCUCCUCCGUCCAGUGCACCAGCGGGCCAAGCCCCACUUGCUGAUUGGAAUGCCCCAGGACUUCCGCCAGAUCUCCUCCAUCAUUGAUGUGGACAUCCUACCAGAGACCCAUCGGCGCGUGAGGCUACAUAAGCAUGGGUCAAAUAAACCACUGGGCUUCUACAUACGGGAUGGAGUCAGUGUGCGGGUGGCCCCCCAUGGGGUUGAGAAGGUGCCUGGCAUCUUUAUCUCUCGCUUGGUUAAAGGGGGUCUGGCAGAGAGCACUGGGCUUUUAGCUGUGAAUGAUGAGAUCCUCGAAGUCAACGGCAUUGAUGUGGCGGGAAAGUCCCUGGACCAGGUCACGGACAUGAUGGUGGCCAACAGCCACAAUCUCAUCAUCACCGUCAAGCCGGCCAACCAGCGCAACAAUGUAAUCCGCAGCAGCAAAGCGUCUGGCAGCUCUGGCGUGUCCACGGACAGUACUCCCAGCCAGCAGACACCCAGCCCGGCCUCCCAGUACCUGAGUAACUGCAGCACAGCAGAGGGGGAAAGCGAUGAAGAGGGUGACCUGGUGAUUGAGAGCGAUUUGCCUGCCAGUUGCCCCAAUGGUGGUCUCCUUGAGAGCCUGCAACACAGCCUGUCUCUGUAUAGCUCUCAGGGCUCACUGCCCUCACUGAACAGUCACAGCGGUAGUGGCAGCCCCAUUCGGGGCAGCCGAGCAGGAAGCCUCCGGGAGGAUGGCACGGUCUUCACGCUAUAGCCCUGGGCAACAGCCUCCCCUAUCAUAUGUGAAAUCACCUCGCCAAGGUCAGUUUGGCAGUAGCCAGAUAAUGGAACUGGAAUCUGGAGCCCAUCUGGAACGGACUCCUCAUGGAUGUGCUGUCACAGAACCUUCUUUGGAGACUGCCUGCCAAGGCCAGCGGUGCUCUCUGCAGCCACAGUAGCAAAAAUGGCAGAUGGGUUGGGAGCAGUAGGGGCCAUCCCAACUUCCCUGGAACAGUUCCCAUGGGGGGGGGAGGCCCCUUCCUCCUUGUUGAGCCAAAACAAUGGGAGUUUUAUUACAUUUGCUGUUCCUCCUCUUCAGCCCCUGGCCUGUGUUCCAGGCAGAAUGGGGAUCUAUCCCCCUCCAGAGCCUGUUGUCCCUGCCUCCAUCCACUGUUGGCACUCAUAAAAGUGUUUUGAUUUUAGUUGUUUGUUUUUAUGAAAACAUGCAUCAGAGAUUAAUAUAGUGCAACAGACUAUUAAACAUGGUGUUGUUUUUUU
Sceloporus undulatus (fence lizard) is the source of this 1668-nucleotide messenger RNA. RefSeq names its product par-6 family cell polarity regulator alpha (gene PARD6A). NCBI's taxonomy places the organism in Eukaryota, Metazoa, Chordata, Lepidosauria, Squamata, Phrynosomatidae. Bases 86 to 1165 code for a protein of 359 amino acids. The record is from RefSeq and is a predicted model, not a curated record. Gene Ontology annotation, biological process: regulation of cellular localization; establishment or maintenance of cell polarity; centrosome cycle. Gene Ontology annotation, molecular function: protein kinase C binding. The transcript has 3 exons. Gene Ontology annotation, cellular component: nucleus; apical plasma membrane; cell cortex.